This is a messenger RNA of Brassica oleracea var. oleracea, 2256 nucleotides long. RefSeq names its product U-box domain-containing protein 52-like. Bases 1 to 2256 code for a protein of 751 amino acids. NCBI's taxonomy places the organism in Eukaryota, Viridiplantae, Streptophyta, Magnoliopsida, Brassicales, Brassicaceae. The record is from RefSeq and is a predicted model, not a curated record. Gene Ontology annotation, molecular function: protein kinase activity; ATP binding. The transcript is spliced from 10 exons. Gene Ontology annotation, biological process: protein phosphorylation.
AUGUGGCUACCGAAAACAGAUGCGACAAGUAAAGGAAAAAAAAGUGGUUCAGUGGCUGUUGCAAUAGACAAUGACAAAACUAGCAAAAUUGCUCUCAAAUGGACAUUGGAGAAUCUUACUUCUCGUGGCCAAACUCUUGCUCUUAUUCAUGUCGCUCCCAAAUCUCAAUCCUCUUCCGACAUUGAAGACGGAACAAUGCAUAUGCAGCACAUGGAUAAGCAAACAAAAGAUCUCUUUGUAUCUUUUCAUUGUUACUGCAGCCGUAAAGAAAUCCAAUGUCUGGAUGUAUUGCUUGAAGACGUAGACAAAGUCAAAGCCAUCGUGGAAUAUGUUACAAUUUCUGCGAUCGAGAAUUUAGUACUUGGUGCUCCUUCAAGAAGUAGCUUAAUGAGAAGAUUCAAAACGGAUUUACCAACGAGUGUUUCAAAGGCAGCUCCAGAUUUCUGCAAUGUUUACGUCAUUUCCAAAGGCAAAGUCUCUUCCUUACGAAGCUCCUCACGUCCUGCUCCUUACCAUCCAUCAGUUCUCAGCGACUUUGACUUUGAGAAUAAACCUAAAAUAGUCAACACACCGGUAUCUCCUAGGCCACGAAGAUCAGUUGAUACAAGGUUUACGAAACCGACACAAGGACAUAUGAAACUAAUUGGGGACUUCUCAGAUUCAGAGUCCGAGUAUUCAUUCAUAAGUGCUUCACAUCAAGGAUCAGAAAACUCCUUUAUCAGCAAGGGGACGCCGAGUAGUGCAGACAGGUGUUCUUUUACAUACGAUUUACCAGACUCAGCAAGAACAUCAAGAAUGUCAACUAGCUCAGAGCAGAGCAUAGGGUCACAUAGAUUAGGAAUCAAGUUUACUGAUUUGGGUUUUCUGAAUAACUCUUCUACGGUUUCUGAGGAUAGUGGAAGAACUUCUUGCUCUUACUCAUCUCAGAGCUUGGAUGAUGUUGAAGCUCAAAUGAGGAGACUGCGUUUAGAGCUAAAACAAACCAUGGAUAUCUAUAGCUCAGCUUGUAAAGAAGCUUUAACCGCAAGGCAAGAGGCGACAGAGCUGAAAAAUCUGAGGUCAGAAGAAGAAAGACGAAUGGAAGAACUCAAGAUGACAGAGGAGACAGCAAUGUCAAUGGUGGCAAAUGAGAGAGCAAAGGUUAAAACUGCCAUGGAAGCUGCUGAAGCUGCGAACAGGCUUGCCGAAGCAGAAGCAAAGAGAAGACUAAACGCAGAGAUGAAGGUGUUGAAAGAAAGUGAUUCUUCCUCUGGACAGAGCAUCGUUCGAUACAGAAAAUACACUGUUCAUGAAAUCGAAGAAGGAACUGAUAAUUUUGCAGAAUCAAGAAAAGUAGGAGAAGGAGGGUAUGGGCCUGUGUUUAGAGGUCAUCUUGAUCACACAAGUGUUGCUGUUAAGGUUUUACGUCCUGACGCUGCUCAAGGAAGAUCACAGUUUCACAAAGAGGUUGAAGUACUAAGUUGCAUAAGGCAUCCAAACAUGGUGCUUCUCUUAGGAGCAUGUCCAGAAUAUGGCAUCCUCGUCUACGAAUACAUGGCCAGAGGAAGCUUAGAUGACCGUUUAUUCAGACGCGGAAACACGCCUCCCAUUUCGUGGCAGCUACGUUUCAGAAUCGCUGCUGAGAUAGCCACAGGUCUCCUCUUCUUACACCAGACAAAACCAGAACCAAUUGUCCACAGAGACUUGAAACCAGGAAACGUCCUCCUAGACCAAAACUACGUCAGCAAGAUCAGCGACGUCGGGCUUGCAAGACUCGUCCCAGCCGUAGCAGAGAACGUGACACACUACCGAGUGACAUCAGCUGCAGGAACGUUCUGUUACAUCGACCCUGAGUAUCAACAAACAGGAAUGUUAGGUGUGAAGUCUGAUGUUUAUUCACUAGGAAUCAUGCUUCUGCAGCUUUUGACUGCUAAACAGCCGAUGGGUUUGGCUUAUUAUGUGGAACAAGCAAUAGAAGAAGGGAAGUUUAAAGAUAUGCUUGAUCCUGAAGUACCAGACUGGCCACUAGAGGAAGCUUUGUCUCUUGCUAAGUUAUCGCUACAAUGUGCUGAGUUGAGAAGGAAAGAUAGGCCUGAUCUUGGUAAAGAAGUGAUGCCUGAGCUUAAUAGACUUAGAGAGAUGGGUGAAGAGAGUCUUGAGAGUGUUUUUUUUGCUGGACAUGGACGGAUGACACAUGCUAGCCAAGUCUCCUAUACAUCGGAAGGUAGAAGUGCUCCUUCUAUAUCAAAUCCAGGAUCUUCUAUAUCAAACUCAUAG